UGUAACGCGGCUGCUAAUUGGCUGCUCACUGUCUCCCGUUACCCUGGCAAUAACUCGCUGGGUCUGGACUCGGUCGGAGAGAGCUGCAGGAUGGCGACCACUAUUCUGGGAGUUGGCAGCGGCGUGUUCAUUCUGGCGAUUAUUUGGGUGGUGACUCUGCUGCUGUGUGUCCUUCUGUCUAGAGUGUCGGGUUCAGCACGGUUUUCGGUUAUCCCGGUAUUCCUUUUGGCCGUGAUCCUUACGUUAAUAUUGGUUUUCUUUCCAAGGGCAGACGAAACUCCUGCACCAGAGAAGGAGAUUCAGAUCGUGGAUUCCUUCUUUAUCGGACGUUAUUUCCUGAUCUCCAUCAUGAGCGUUGUUUUUCUCGGCAGCGCCUUCCUGGCCCUCGUGUACCACGUCUUGGAGCCAGUCUAUGCCAAACCUCUUCGGAUGCAGUAAAUCUGUGGUGGCGGGCAGCAUUCCGGCGUCUAAGGAAUUAUGGGAUUGCCUAAUUAAGAUCCUUUAAGGGAUAAAAUAUACAUUUACAUUAAAUGCAUUUGAAGGCGUCUUUGUCAGUUAAACAC
This is a messenger RNA of Spea bombifrons (plains spadefoot toad), 563 nucleotides long. It is a transcript of the gene TMEM218, whose product is annotated as transmembrane protein 218. The record is from RefSeq and is a predicted model, not a curated record. The coding region runs from base 91 to 438 and encodes 115 amino acids. Lineage: Eukaryota; Metazoa; Chordata; Amphibia; Anura; Pelobatidae. The transcript has 4 exons.